Messenger RNA from Plasmodium fragile, 597 nucleotides. RefSeq lists its product as uncharacterized. Lineage: Eukaryota; Apicomplexa; Aconoidasida; Haemosporida; Plasmodiidae. Gene Ontology annotation, biological process: intra-Golgi vesicle-mediated transport; endoplasmic reticulum to Golgi vesicle-mediated transport. Gene Ontology annotation, cellular component: TRAPP complex; cis-Golgi network membrane; cytosol. The record is from RefSeq and is a predicted model, not a curated record. The coding region runs from base 1 to 597 and encodes 198 amino acids. The transcript is spliced from 6 exons.
AUGUCGAAAGAUAAAUAUCAAAAACAAGGAGAUGCCAUUUUUGCCAAAUUAGAAAAAGUGCAUCAACACAAACUAACACCUCUCCUGGUGCAGAACUCAGAGCUGCUCUCGUUGACCUAUGGCGCUCUCGUGAGUCAACUCUUAAAGGACCUAGAACUGGUGGACGAAGUGAAUGAGCAGUUGGAGAAAAUGGGAAAUAACAUAGGCAUACGACUGGUCGAGGAAUUUCUGGCCAAGUCGGACAUUUCGUUUUGUGAAGAUUUUGAGGAGACCGUGGAGGUCAUAGCAAAGGUGGCAUUCAAGAUGUUCCUCGGCAUCAGCGGGAACGUAACAUGCGUAGACCAAGAGACGAAUGUGUACUCCAUAACCUUUGAUCGAAACCCGCUGAGCGAUUUUGUGGAGCUCCCCAAAUCUCUGUCGUCCCUCAACUAUUGCAGCCUGCUGUGUGGGGUCAUCCGGGGAGCCCUCGAGCAGAUCCGCAUAAAAGUGAACUGCUACUUUGUGAAGGACAUGCUGAAGGGAGACGACUACUACGAGAUGUACAUUCAGCUGUUGGAGGUUAUGAAGGAAGAAAUUUUAAAUGACGAAGAGUCGUGA